GCGGAACCGGACGCACUGUCGUGUGUGUUAUUGCACCGAAUUGUCGGGGUUGUUGUUUUAGUUGCAUGUGUUUAUCGGUUCAUUACUGCGCGUGCGCGUUGCGUUGCACACAGCUGUUUAUUUAAACCCGGCCGCAGGAGCGCGCGCACGCCGUCGUGUUGUUUUAUUGUCGUAAAAAGGCGGAGAGAGAGAGAGAGAGAGAGAGAUGAAGUGCGCGCAGCUUUCCGGCUGAGCUGACUGUAACGGUAAGCUAGCUCGUUAGCUGUGCGGCUAGGCUAGCCAUCCAUCCGCCCGCGCGCGCGCGCGCACCAGGAAGCCCGGAAUCUCACCCGCGCGGGUUCAUGUUUCGUCACGAAGUCGGCGUUCUGUCGUUCCUUCCGUCCUGUUCCUAUCUGUUCCAGUACGACAAGAGGAACAUGUCCCGGUACAACAUCUACAGCCUGCUGGACUGGAUGUACGGCGGCGUGGACCCGCGGUUCGAGGGGAACGGAGGGCCCGAGUGCGCCGCCUUCCUGCCGCCGCAGCAGCGCGCGUGCGAGAGCCUGGUGUUCGUGCUGCUGUCCGUGGCGGAAGUGCUGGUGUCCGCGCGCUACAUCGACGUGUCCCGCGCGCACCGGGAGGCCGUGAGAGAGCGGGACGCGCGCCGGCAGCAGGAGGACAGCCUGGGCAAGAACCUGCUGCUCGCCGCCCUCUGCGUCACCUUCGGGGUGGAGGUGGGCUUCAAGUUCGCCACCAAAACCGUCAUCUACCUGCUCAACCCCUGUCACGUGGUCACCAUGAUACAGAUCUUCCUGCUGGCGUGUCCGCCCUGUAAGACAGCCAUGGUCGUUUUUAGGCUUCAGGUCCACAUGCUGAACGGUGCCCUGUUAGCGCUGCUCUUCCCCAUCGUCAACACGAGAUUACUUCCCUUCGAGAAGGAGAUCUACUACAUCCAGCACUCCAUGCUCUACCUGGUGCCCAUCUACCUGUUCAGGAAAGGAGGUGUUUACAAACCAGAGCCUUUAGGUGAUAUGUGGUGGGCGUUGUUAUCCACAGGCAUCCUCUUCCUCUACCAUUUUGUGUUCCUACAGGGCCUGGGAAUGGUGACUGAGGUGAAUCUGAACAACAUGCUGUGUCCGGCCGUGUCCGAUCCGUUUUACGGGCCGUGGUACCGCGUGUGGGCCGCCGCCCACCAAACAGCGCUGACGCUGUUACACGGCAAAGCUCUCACCGUCAUCUGCCAGCAGGCCUCGCCCGCUCUCUGUCACCUGCUCCACUCGGCCCGCCUACGCUCCAAGAAAGUCGACUGAAACUCCGAACACAAAGUGACGACGCGUUCUGCACAAAUUCAAACUCCUCGAGUACCUUGUUUUAUUUAAUUUAAUUUUUCUCCUCACUGGUGAUUGAUAAAAGGCCAAAACAGGCUUGUGUGAUAAACGGAUUUCAUCUUCUCGACACGAUAUUACACUGCCAUGAGAGCCAGUAAUGUUUACUGUUAGUAUAUUAUAUUUUAUUGUAUUAGAUUUCCAGACCUGACAAUCUUUCCACAGUUUAUGGUGAAGCUUCGUGGUUUAACGUCAGAUGACACACUCGGACGAGUUCUCACUCAGUCAUCCAGAAAUUCAGUGUUUUCUUUCCUGAUAAAAUGGGAAAUGAUCCAGUCAUCGUUUUCAUCCGGAAUGAUUGACAGUUGCGCAAGUGUUUCGAGCUCUCCGAUAUUAACUGAUACUGCCUGGAAGCUCCACCCCCUUCCCUCCUUCUCACAUGCUCUCAUGUCGCUCUCGCUUUGAAUGUUACACACGUAUUAAUGUUAACAUCAGUUACUGAGUUUAUUUGCGAUGUUACUGAAAACAGUGCGACUAAAAAUUCAGUCUUUUGGUUUUGGAAGAGAAGAAUUCCAAAAAUUAUGACUAAAGAGAUUAAAUGUUCCGACAACAAAGUGUUAAAUUGAACACUUAUUUUUAAAUAAAGUUAAUUGUGAAGCUAAAUAGAAAGUGAUUAAAUGCAUUACUUUUCUCUUUCUGCUCCAGUCGGAGACUCUGAGCAGCAGAUCAACACAAAAUUAUUACACACUGAUUUAUUUAUAAAAGCAUUAUAUUCAAAAUGGACUGCUGGUUUCUUUAAACGCUCCAGCUGUGUCUGUGUGAUUGUCUCUGCCUGUCAGCAGUUCCUGACCCCACAGCUGUGAUCCUGUCGCGCCUCCUCCGCUCUCCUGAUGGAAAUGAUCAAUCACCUUUUAUUACGGUGAUCAGUUCUGGAUGAUUAAAUCGUUUAUUGUGAUAUUUUUAAAAAUCAGCAUCACACAAGCCUGGGUCUGAGUGUUGCUUGGUGUCUUGUAUGUGUACAGUGGGGAGACGCUGUACAGCGGUGUUUGUUUUAUAGAAAACCAUCGAGCAGGAUUUUACUGAAGUCGUCCUGCGUGUUUGAGAGUCUCCUCAUUUACACCAGACUUUUAUCUUCAGUUGCCUUUUUUUCUUUUUUAAGAUUUCUUGUACAGUCAUGUGACGCCACCACUCCAUGUUUUAUACACACACCCCAAAGCCCAUGCUCGCUCUUACACACCCAUCUCAACCCUCACUGGUGUUCAGUGUGCAGCGAUGUUGAACGUGUCGUAAACAGCAUCCGUGUGUCGAUGUUGUGUUCGUAUCGAUGUGUGAUGCUUUAACACUUCCUGCUCUUCACCUCACUGUGAGUUUCGUGCAUCACUGAUCCACCUCCAGAAGGACAGACGAUGAAACCUUCACUUCCUCCCAGUCUGCAGGCUGAGCGAGUGCAAGAGCCGACUUUACUGGAUUGUUUUAAAAACGUUUAAGCCUCAUUUUUCCUGAUUGUUGGUGGGUUUUCAGCCUCAACUUUCACACCAUCUCUUUCUUUUGCUUGCUUUCUUUUUUUUCCAUAAAACUUCCACGUACUGCUCAUUAUUUUUUCCUUUUUUAAAAGUGUUAAUGUCAUACCUGUACAAAGGAGGAGGAUAAAUUGGUUUAGAUUAUUUCUAGGUUUUGUUUUGUUUUGUUGAGGCUUUUCUGAGAAUCUGAACAUUUUGUCUUCAGAAGAGUCUCUGUCAGGAAAAUGAGGGAUUUACAGAUGUUAUUCACCUGAAAAUGAAUCGUUCUGGUUUCAGUGUACAGACCUCCAUCCUCCUGUCUCACUCAUUCCCCAGAAACAGGUCUGAUCUCAGCAGCUGGAUCUCAGCAGGGUUUUGUUGGAAUCCAGAUGUUGUUUCCUCCAAGGACUGGAAGCAUAUGGAUGUGAGAUGAUGAUGAACUGAAAGGGAUUUUGUAGUUUUUUUUUUUGUACAUAUUUUUGGUGAAGUAUGUACUGUAUUGUGGUAAAGAAAAAUAAAAGCUCUUCCUCAA
Neoarius graeffei (lesser salmon catfish) is the source of this 3335-nucleotide messenger RNA. Its product is annotated as transmembrane protein 164. Bases 342 to 1289 code for a protein of 315 amino acids. The record is from RefSeq and is a predicted model, not a curated record. Lineage: Eukaryota; Metazoa; Chordata; Actinopteri; Siluriformes; Ariidae. The transcript is spliced from 6 exons.